Molecule: messenger RNA, 4120 nt
Organism: Colias croceus (clouded yellow)
Lineage: Eukaryota; Metazoa; Arthropoda; Insecta; Lepidoptera; Pieridae
Gene: Rgl
Product: ral guanine nucleotide dissociation stimulator
Exons: 7
Coding region: 581-2713 (710 amino acids)
Biological process (GO): Ras protein signal transduction; positive regulation of GTPase activity
Cellular component (GO): plasma membrane
Molecular function (GO): guanyl-nucleotide exchange factor activity
Source: RefSeq, a predicted model, not a curated record
CGACCGCGAUACAGUUGCCUACUAUUAUUGUGUACGGUUUAUUUUUCAAAAAGAAAAUUCUUCACUGAGUUUGCGCACUGUUACUGCAAUAAAUUUAAUAAGAAUAGGCAAUGUAUUAGCAUUUUCCUCAAAUUGGCUUUUGAUCGUUUGUGAAGUAAACAGUUAUCGACUGCAAUGUGACUUUAACAGGAUAAUGCGCACAGAGUUCAAUUCAAAGUUAUUUGCUCCACAUUAAUCAUGGUUUCAGUGUGUGUGACGAAACGGUAACAAUCGUGCGUUAGUAAGUAAUGAAUCGCAGAAGCGCCUCGAGUGUCAAAGGUGAUAGCUGGACGGAGAUAUCGCGUAGUAGUGGAUCGUGUAUUUAGCGGGAGGAAACUCGCCGAGCCGGAUAUCUUCUGCAAGUGUGCCGCGCGACUCCGAUUUCACCCGCGUCACGCAAGUUCGCAGACUCGUGUCCGACGCGACGUUUAAUCCAAUUACUAUUUAUUAGAUUUGCAUGUGUAUUGUUUUGCGGUGCGAUAGUGAAAGUAAACGCGAUGCACAGCUGAGAUAACUGACGUCGGUCGUGACGACAUGGGCCAUGUGGAGAAUAUGCGGCGUCAGUAAAGCCGAGCAGCUACUGUUGUCUGAUGUCAUUGAUGACGAUUAUCAGCCAACAUGGCGGUUGUGGGGCGAGGAGCGAGUAGAUGGCGCUAUUUACACGGUCUACUUGAAGAAAGUUCGCUAUCAUCGGCCCACGCGCUGCGCUUCCAGUGAAUCUGACGACGAAAUCUCCCAUCUAGAGUGGGAGACAGUUCGGGUCAGGUUUGUGAAGGCGGGCACAGUCGAGAGGCUGGUCGAAGCUUUAGCUACUGACGAUGGCGAGCUGGAGUCCACAUACGUCAAUGUUUUUCUCGCCACAUACAGGUCAUUUGCGGAAUGCGGCAAAGUACUGGAUCUUUUGUUGCGACGAUAUGAAGCUCUUGCGGCGGAAGAUGUACUCUCAACAGGAUCGGAUACUUCGCAACAACACAGAAAGACUCUGGUGGCGUGCCUGCACGUGUGGCUGGACACGUACCCGGAGGACUUCCGCCAGCCGCCGCACCACCCCGCGCUGCAGCAGCUCCUCACCUUCACGCAGAUACACCUGCCCGGCUCCGAACUGCACUCGAAGGUGUUGCAGAAGCUAGCCGUAUUCAGCGCGGAGCGCAACGGCGGGGGCGGGGCUGGGGUGUGCCUGGCGCCCGGCAUGCGGCUGGCGGCGCACCACACGAGCGCGUACCGCCUGCCGCACGUGCCGCACCGCCACUUCGCCGAGCAGCUCACGCGCAUGGACAUGCAGCUGUUCCGCAAGCUCGUGCCGCACCAGUGCCUCGGCGCCGUGUGGUCGCGCCGCGACAAGGACCGCUCGCACGACGCCGCCACCGUGCUCGCCACCGUCAACCAGUUCAACGCGGUCUCCUUCCGCGUCAUCUCCACCGUGCUGCUGGAGCCGAGCCUGCGGCCGCUGGAGCGCGCCGACAUCCUCGCCGCGUGGCUCGACAUCGCGCGCGAGCUGCGCGUGCUCAAGAACUUCUCCUCGCUCAAGGCGAUCAUCUCGGGCCUGCAGAGCAACCCCGUCUACCGGCUCCGCAAGACCUGGGCGCUACUGAACAAGGAGAAGGCCGAACUCUUCGAGGAACUAGCGAGAAUUUUCAGCGAAGACAACAACCGAUGGGCGCAACGCGAGCUUCUCAUGAGAGAAGGCACCGCCAAGUUCGCCGAUACGGUCGGGGAGAACGAUCGUCAAUUGCAAAAGCUCCUCCACGAACGGGGCUCGCCCGGCGUCAGCCACGGAACGAUACCUUAUUUGGGCACGUUUUUAACGGACCUCACCAUGAUCGACACGGCCAUACCGGACACGGUCGCCGAUGGCCUCAUUAAUUUCGAUAAGAGACGCAAAGAAUUCGAGGUGCUCGCUCAGAUUAAGCUAUUGCAAGGUGCUGCGAACGCUUACCAUUUACCCUCCGAUCCGAUGUUCGACCGAUGGUUCGACUCCGUGAUAAUUUUAGACGACGCGGAGGCUCACCAGCUUUCGUGUCAAAUAGAACCGCAAACGAAUCCGCCUAAGGAGAGACGUCCCAAGAAAGUGAACGAAAACAAUAACCAUGGCCAUAGGAAAAACGAUUCGAUCGCUAGUACAAGUUCCAGUAACAGCUCGCAAUUUUACUGCGAGACGGAUGGUGUUGGGAACACUUGGAAGAGAGAUAGCUUAGAGCGCAGAUCUUCUCCUACGAGGCUAUCUCACGGCUCAUCGUCAUCUUCUAUUCCUUCAUUAGACGUGUCCUUGUCUAGCGCUAACAGUGGCCAGAAGCAGAACGGCAAGCAAGCAAACAGCCCGGCUCAUGCGAAUACACGUAACAACGGUCCUGAUUUUUAUAUAAUUCGCGUAACAUUCGAGUCGGACUGUGUAGAAACAGAAGGCGUGGUGUUGUAUAAGUCGAUCAUGUUGAGUAACAAUGAACGAACGCCGCAAGUGAUUCGCAAUGCUAUGCUCAAAUUGAAUCUCGACGGGGAUCCCGAUGGGUACACUUUAGCGCAAGUUUUACCGGAGAGAGAAAUGGUGCUGCCAGCGAAUGCUAACGUUUAUUACGCCGUGAAUACUGCAUACAACCUGAAUUUCAUCCUUAGACCACGAAAAUCGGAUCAAACCGACUCUGUCGUCAAUGGGAAAUCUAAAAACAAACGAGCUUGACUGUGUCUUGGUAUAUUUUGCUUCUCGUAAUUAUUGUUACUCAAUACUUCCGAAGCAACAUAAAAUGUGUUCUCCUUUAUAAGAAUCUCUAUAAAAUAUUAAUGAUAUUGAGUGAAGAACAUUGUUCCAACAACUUCAAUUCUUCUCAUGACUGAAUAUCAAUAAAUUUUCUAUACUCAAGAUAUAUUCACAUGAUUAUCAUCUGUCGUGUUAGAAUGAUUACCAGAUAGGAGACUUUUCUACUAAAUUUUGUGUUAAAGGGCGUAGGAUAUGAAAUUUUGUCUAAUAAACCCCUCAGCAAAUUUCGUUAUAUGCUCUACAAUUUUAUUAUAAAUCAUGUGUACUUUUAAACUAAUAUUAUUCGUUAAUCUUCUUACUUGGAUGCAUUUGAGAGUUUGCGAUAUGAGUAAAGAAAACUUGAAUUAUUUUAUUUUUGCAUGUUGUACUGAAUUCGUUAUUUGUUAAGCUUUUCCUUACUUGGCAUUUAUAUACGUUAUAGUUAUAUUGAACUCAUUUUUCUCACUAACAGCAUUAAAAGACUUGCACAAAGGGCUUGAUAUAAACAUAUUUUCUUUUAAUACAGUCGAUUUCUUAAUUUAUUUUUCUUACAUUUUAUUUUUUAGUUUUACAACGUUUAUAAAUUAAGUAAUUUUAUGUGAUACGCGUGGAAUAAUACAAUUUUGUAGUGCUCUGUAGUAUUAUUUUUUGUACUUAAAUAGGUUUUAUGUAAAUUUGCUGUUAAUAUAGAUUUAGAUGUUUGUUCAGGAUGCCACCAAUAUUUAGCGAUAGUGUCUGUUUAUAUGUUAUGUUAAUGUUGUUGUCAAAACUCAAUAUGUGUAUAUAAAGAGCGUGUAUAAACAAGAAUCUCCAGUAGGUAUUUAUGUAUAAUAAAUAGAGAGUAAACAUUUUAAUAUUGAGCCAAAGGCAUAUUAUGUCUAGUAGCGAGGUGCUCUUUGUAUAAUAUUGUUUAAAAGCUUUAAGAUAAUUGAAAACCGAAUUUCAUCUAGAAAAUUAACUGUAACCACUAUUUUAAAAUACUCUUAUAUAAACAAUUUCGGUCCGUUAUAAUGAUUAAACAAUGUAUUCGUUUGAAAUUAAUAAAAUAGAAAGCGUCUAAAUAGUUUAACUGUAUUUAUACUUGAAGUGCAUUUGUAAUUCGACGUGCCUACUUACCUUAUUAAUUUAAUAUCUCGUGUUUAUGACACUGGUUUACAAAAUAUACUCUAAACAAAAGACUAUAAGAUAUUUAAGAACUUAUACAUGAUAACUUUUUUAAACUGAACUGUUUUUUCGUAGUUUUUGUAAAUAAAUUUGUAGUUGUGUAUUUUUAAUAGUUUUCCAACACCAGUGUCUUGCAUAACGUGUUGUAUAAUAUCUAUGUAAUAAACGUUAUUAAUUAUUAUUAAA